Molecule: messenger RNA, 6018 nt
Organism: Epinephelus fuscoguttatus (brown-marbled grouper)
Lineage: Eukaryota; Metazoa; Chordata; Actinopteri; Perciformes; Serranidae
Product: collagen alpha-1(XVIII) chain-like
Exons: 45
Coding region: 211-4026 (1271 amino acids)
Source: RefSeq, a predicted model, not a curated record
CCCUUGAGUCCGACUCACUGAAGCUGCCUUUGUUUGACUGGGAACCAGAGAGAGAGAGAGAGAGGGAGGGAGAGAAGGAGGAGGGGGAGGAGGAGAGUGUGAGGCUUUUAGUUUGGAGUGAGUGUGAGAGAGAGAGGCAGAGUGGGCUCCAUCUCUCUCUCUCUAACACAUGAACAGCACAACUUUAGUUUAAGAUUACCAUCACUGAAGAUGACUGCACGCAUUCCUCCCUGGUUCUUUGGAUUAUUUCUACUAGUGCUCCGGUUCUGCUGUCGUCGCUCCUUUGCUCAGCUGUUGGACGACCGUGGUUCCCAGGGAGCCUUGGACCUGACUGAGUUGAUCGGCGUCCCCCUUCCUCCCUCCGUCUCCUUUGUCACAGGUUUCGAGGGUUACCCCGCCUACAGCUUCGGCCCGGAUGCCAACGUGGGCCGCCUUACAAAGUCAUUCAUCCCCGACCCAUUCUACUAUGACUUUGCCAUCACGGUCACAGCUAAACCCACCACACGGCGUGGUGGUGUGCUGUUCGCCAUUACAGAUGCUUACCAAAAGAUUGUGCACCUAGGUGUAGCACUGUCCGAGGUGGAGGAUGGUUCCCAGAGAGUCAUACUGUACUACACCGACCCAGGAACGAGAGGUGGGACACAGGAAGCAGCUUCCUUCAAAAUGGGAGACCUGACAGGGAGAUGGGCGAGGUUUACCCUGACGGCACAGGGAGCAGAGGUGCGUCUGUACAUGGACUGUGAGGAAUACCACCGGGUUGCCUUCUCCAGGAGCCCUCAGCCUCUGACCUUUGAGGCCAGCUCAGGGAUUUUCGUGGGGAACGCUGGGGGUACUGGCCUGGCGAGGUUUGUGGGCUCCAUCCAGCAGCUGGUGCUCAAGUCUGAUCCCACGGCCCCAGAUGACCAAUGCGAGGAGGACGAUCCUUAUGCCUCUGGAUACGGAAGCGGUGACGAUGCUUAUGAAGACAUGGAGAGAAUAGACGAAGUGAAGAAGAUUGUGGAGGAGAGAGAGUACACCAUGCCCCUCCCAGAGCUGGACUCCACUUACAGCACCCCAGUCCGAGCUCCGCCCACUGAGAUGUCACUGGGCGGGGAUGAUGAAGACAUAGAGGAGACUUCCGGACACGAGGUGGAGGUGACCACAGAAAGAAUGAAAUCAUUUGAGCCAAGUACUUCAGCCUCCGUACUUGACACUGACACUGUGACUCCAGGACAGAAAGGGGAGCGAGGUGAUCCAGGUCCAGCAGGUCCCCCAGGACCACCUGGCCCUCCAGGACAUGCCUCAGGAGGCGGGGAGGAAGGGCAGCCCGGACCCAGGGGUCCACCAGGACCACAGGGACCGUCAGGCCCACCUGGAGUUGCAGGGAAAGAUGGAAUGCCUGGAAGCAAAGGUGAAACUGGUGCCCCAGGAGCAACUGGGAUUCCAGGAUUCCCAGGACUACAGGGAGAGCCUGGUCCUAAGGGAGAAAAGGGCGAUCCUGGUGUUGGGCUUCCAGGUCCUCCAGGCCCUCCUGGACCUGCAGGUCAACCAAGGGCGUCGCCCAUGUUCCUGGAGGGGUCAGGAUUUGAAGACUUUGACAGUGACGCAGAGAUUAUUAGGGGGCCUCCAGGGCCUCCUGGUCCCCCGGGACAGCCAGGGCCCCCAGGAACUUCAUCUGAAGACAUCUUUCCCGGACCACCUGGGAUCCCUGGAAAAGAUGGGAGGGAUGGAGAGAGGGGUGAACCUGGACUGCCUGGAGUUGAUGGAAAAGAUGGGGAUCCAGGACCUGCUGGGGAGAAAGGAGACAAGGGAGAACCUGGUGUGAACGGGCAGCCAGGAGUGAAGGGAGAUCAGGGCCCUCCAGGGUUUCCAGGCGUGCCAGGCUCAGAAGGUCCAGAAGGGCAGCCUGGUCCCAGGGGUCCUCCAGGGCCCCCAGGUCCCCCUGGAAGAGGCUUCACCAUGGACUUUGAGGAUUUGGAAGGAUCUGGGAUAGAGGGUGGUUUUGGAGCUACGCUCUCCAGAGGCCCACAGGGUCCUCCAGGAAUCCCUGGACUUGAAGGACCGAAGGGUAAAGAUGGUUUAGACGGCUCCCCUGGAAACCCAGGGCAAAAGGGGGAGAAAGGUGCUACAGGAUCACCAGGGUUUCCUGGACUGGAUGGACUAAGAGGGGAUCAGGGACCAAAGGGGGGCAAAGGUGAUCCAGGACUAAAGGGAGAGGCAGGACGGGACGGGCUUAGUCUACCUGGCCCGCCAGGGCCACCUGGACCACCAGGACCCCUCCUCAACCUCCAGGAUCUUCUACUUAACGAUACAGAUGGUGCCUUUAACUUCUCAGGGAUUUUUGAAGCUCAGGGAUCUGCUGGUCCAAAGGGUGACACUGGGUUACCAGGAGUUCAAGGACCUCCAGGACUGAAAGGUCAAAAGGGUGAGCCAGGGAUUGUCAUCACAGCAGAUGGAUCCAUGCUGUCAGACGUAGCUGGUCCACUGGGACCCAAAGGAGUCAAGGGAGAUAUUGGUGUACCUGGACCUGCUGGAAUUCCAGGGCCUAUUGGACCACCAGGACCUAAAGGAGAGUUUGGUUUUCCAGGAAGACCUGGUCGUCCAGGCCUGAUGGGACCUAAAGGAGAGAGAGGGGACUCUGCAGGCCUGCCGGGACCUCCUGGCCCUCCUGGUUUGCCAGGCCGCCCAGGAAUAUUCAACUGCCCGAAAGGAACUGUGUUCCCCAUCCCUCCCAGACCCCACUGCAAAAUGGCUAACUGUACGACAAUGGCUCUAAAAUAUUCCUGCAAGCUGCAUGCCGAGGGUGGAAAGGCAAAGGCUCAUUGCCAAUACAGAAACCAGCUUAAUCCCAAUGGAACCAUUGCAGUCGGUAACUGUCAGACAGGACUAAAAGGAGAGAAGGGAGAGAGAGGCCUUCCUGGAUUGCCGGCGCCACCAAAUACAUACCUUCCCAGGGGUGGCUGGGGGUCCAGAGGUGACCAGGGCUUUAAAGGAGAGAAAGGAGACAAGGGGGAGGCAGGGUUGCCAGGGCGACCAGGUAUCCCUGGGAGACCAGGACCUGUGGGACCUAAAGGAGAGUCAGUGCUUGGUCCACAAGGCCACCCCGGGGUGCCAGGUUCACCGGGUAUCCCAGGCUAUGGCAGACCAGGACCUGUUGGCCCUCCUGGACCACCAGGGCCUCCAGGUCCCUCUGGGUCACCCUCAAGAUAUGGCUCAGCUUUGACCAUUGCUGGCCCCCCUGGACCUCCUGGACCAGCUGGACCUCCUGGACCUUCGGGUAACGCAGCAUCUCUGAAAACAUUUGCAAGCCGUGAGAGUAUGAUGCAGCACACAGUCAGGGAUGCAGAGGGAACUCUGAUGUACGUCACAGCAACAGGAAGUCUCUUCCUCAAGGUCUCCCAGGGAUGGAAAGAGAUACAGCUUGGCAGUCUGAUCUACCUCUCCAAUAACAUUAUUCCACAAGAUGAGCCUCGAGCUGCAUACCAGAUAAGAGGAGACACGAUGGAAAGAAUACGUUCAGUAAACGAAAGGCUCAACCUGGUGGCCUUGAACCAGCCCCACUCAGGCGAUAUGAUGGGACUCGACAUAGCCGAUCGGAUGUGUUAUGAACAAGCCAAGGCGAUGGGUUUGACUCCAAACUACCGCGCCUUCAUUUCCUCCCACAGGCAAGACCUGGUCCAUGUGGUCUACCCUGGUUUCCGAGAAACUCUGCCAGUUACCAACCUCAGGGGAGACGUGAUGUUUAGGAACUGGCGGUCAAUUUUCAAUGGUGACGGGGGGCCACUGGAUGCCAGGAUACCCAUCUACUCCUUUGACGGCAGGGAUGUUUUAGCUGACCCCUUCUGGCCUCAGAAGAGUAUCUGGCAUGGCUCCACCAGCAGGGGCCUCCGAGUGAUGGACAAACACUGUGAGACGUGGCGAGCGGACCACAUGUCUCUCAUGGGCCAGUCGUCGAGCCUGACCUCAGGUCUGCUCCUGGGCCAGCAGACGCGGAGCUGCUCCAACCAGUACAUUGUUCUUUGCAUCGAGACCCACAAAAACUUUUAACCCCCUCGCCCCUGUACCACUCAACCAAGGAACCCAUCCCAGCCAGCGCAAACGUUCAACACUCGGGGAAAAAGAUUUGAGUGUCUUUCAAAGAGAAGGACGUCGAUUUCAGCACAUCUGUGGUGCUAUGUGUAGCAUUUUGUGCUUUUUAAAACAGAGGAUAAUAUUUAACACUUUUUUUCACAAAGGGGAUGUUCAUACUUUUUUCUCUCCUUUCUCUGCUGACAUCACUUUAUGUUGUUGAAGGAGAGAGAAGAUUGUUAAGAGGCAGUAACAAACUCUUAACAACAGCCAAGACAUAAUCUGGGAAGGCAAGCUAACAUGAAGUUGAUGCUACACUAUGGAACUGGAAUUAUUUUGGGGGUUGUUUGCAAUCCAUUUUGUGUCUUAAAGGAGCUGUGUACAACAGUCAGAGCAUAUCUAUAAUUCAGAGUCUGAGCUGGAAUUGUCUGCAUUCGGCUCUCAACAUGGAGGUGGCUGAAUUUGCAGCUAGCAGCUAACUGUGCUAACAGCAUGUGCUGACAGAGAUCAUUUUUUGGAUUGUUUGCAGUCCUAAUUUGAGACUAAAAAGAGCUGGAGUCUGAGCUGGGAUUGUCUGCACUUGGCUCUCAACAUGGAGGUGGCUGAGCAGGUGGCUAGCAGCUAACGUUGCUAACAGUGCAAACAGCCUAAACAAUGGCAACAGUGCUGACAGAGCUAAUGGUGCUAAGGUAAGGAGGAAGUGAAAGAUUGGGCAUUACACUCCCGCAACAAUGCUGUUCUCAGCAUUAACCACCUCGUGAGUGCAGCACAUAGCUGUGGCAAUUUGGCUAGCCAGUGGGAUAUGACUACAACAGACUACAACAACAAAAAACAGAGAAGCUCAGAUUACAACACACACAGAGGAAGCAUGACUUCAUUCGCUGCUCAGGACGCCAUUACUUCACUAUAUCUUUACAUAGCAAAUAGAUGUUUGCAGCUGUAUUAAUGCUCUGAAUGUUAUGUACAGCACUUUUAAAGUAACGCCCCAUCAACAUUGUAAGAAAUAUUUCCCCUCAUGUUCACCCUGUUGGCACAUAAUGUAAAAUGCAACACAGAGGCUGAUGGAGGCUGAGACAAUAUUCAUGCUAAUAUCUCAGAUAGAAAUGUGGUAAUGCUUUCUUAGUUUUAAAAAUGAUACACGCAGCACCUUUAACCUUUAUUCAGGCAAAGUGGACUCAUUUGCAACUAGACACAUCUGUUUCACUUUACAAGAAUCAAACAAGAUAUACAAAGGCUUUUUCCCUACAGUCACCCAGGUGUGUUGAGGAUAAGACGUCUCUUUUUUUAAGUUGGUCUCUUUGUUGUUCAGGAGACUGAAAAUGCAGCGGCUGGCAGUUUUUACAAAUGAUAGAUUUCCAAAGACUUUUGUGACGGAAGCACAAAGCUACUUUCACUGCCUUGUUUACAGGUUGUCAUGGAGGGUUUUAAACGUUUCUGUAGACAUGUUUUAAGGGUAAGAAAUGUCUUCCUAUAGCUUACAGAGUCCCUUGUCCAACAGUGGGAAGUCCAGACGACCAGUGUUGCCACCAAAGUCAUUUUUGAUGCACUGUACUUUAUUUUUAAAAAAAUAUAUUUUCUAGUUCAACAUUUUCAUCCUUGAAUGUGUUGUUUGUGUCGUAGCUUUUUCAUACAUCUUGGUGAUCUCACAUCUUAGCAGCUCUUUCUCUCAAUAGGCUAUUUAAUUUAAAUUCAAUGAUUUAUUUAUACCGUCACAGCACAUAACAUGAAAUCAGAUGAGUAAAUUUAAGAAUGUAAUUUAUCGUUUUGUUGUUUGUCAAAUGUUUUUUUUCUCACUUUUUUUUUUUUUUUUGUACUUUUUGUUUUAAUUUCUGGAAAAUAUUGACAACAGUCAAAACGAAUUUCCACCGAGAUUUAAUUGGAAAAAGCUAAAUAAUUUUCAUGCUGAAAAAGAAGACCAGAAAAAAAGAAAUUCCAUGGGGAAAAGUGAGAGCACAUGUUUUUGUAUAAAUA